AUGAAUGAACACGACUCGGAUUCCCACCCGUCAACAAACGGGUCAGACAGCGAUGACUCCCUUGAUGGUUCCCCCACCGAGUCAGUCCACAGCUAUAUUCGCUCUCGUCCGCAGAGAGAUGCCAGGGUGACCUUUGCGCCGCCGGACUUGUCUCCGGCAUCAUCGGCGACUACAUCGGAAGUGUUCGUUCGUCUUCGACCAAGAAGCCACCGUUAUUAUAGAUCCCAGUCAAGGUACCCGGCCUUUGGGCCUAAUAGGACACCUGUCGGUGCAGAUUGGGACUUUACAGCACCGCCUCGAUUGAGUGUAGAAUCCGCUUCGAGCCGCCGUCACGCUCCAAGUGGACCUUACUCCGGCCCUGACUACCUUGAUCGAUAUCCGGAUGAGCACGAUACAUCGCCGCCCCGGUUCAAUUCCAACGGCCCUAAGGAUUACUCUUCAAGGGGCCGCGAUAUAUACGAAGACAUUUACCCGGAUGACUUCGAUACGGCUGCAUCUGACUUCUCAGAAGAAUCAUUUCUUCGUCGCUCAUCUCGUCGACGGGAAUACUCAAGAGGACCGGAUAUCUCCACGUUCGCGACUUCGAAUGCUAGCCGAAGGCCACAAUACCUUCUGAGAAACUACGAUGACUUCAGCGAUGACUCUGAUGACGAGCGCAUCAAAGUCCACCAUGUGAUCAAUGUCCGUUCUUCUCGCUUCGUUGGCAACCGCAGAAAUAAAGAAAGGAAGUGGCUCGGAGGCGGGGUGUUCACUCAUCAAUACUCAUUCAAUCAAGAUGAAAAAACCUUCCUAGAGACUUAUCGUAUUGUCCAGUCACGACUGGUCCCUCGCUCUGAGGAUGAAUUGCAUGAUCGAGCAAUUCUGACGUACGAGGAGGAAGCUGAAUCGUCCAAGACAGAAAUUCGAUGGGUUCACAUCCAAAGCAAUUACAUGAAUCUCGAGCUGUUUGAGAUGGAAGCUCUGCGUCAGCAAAACAUUCCGGAAGCGACCAGCACUCUUAUCCGCUCAGCAUUCAGAUACCUCCGGCAACGAAAUGAGAAAUCAUACGUGCACGGGAGGUUUCUCGAUCCGACUGCGGUUAGCUUCGUUGCCAGGGAUGAUGAUGACGAGCUACUGCUACUACAAGAAUUGGCGUCGAUUGCAUUUUUAGCUUUUCCGUAUUUCACUCUCGAGCCACUACGUGUCCAGGACCCCUCUUCCGUGGAACCGAUACACCCGGUCAGAAGUCUUCUUCAAUUUCAUUAUUCAUUCCAGUCGACCGGGCAGCGGGAUACAGAUCAAGUUGUUUGCAAAGUUCGAGAGGUGCGGGAUGUGCUUCAUGUGCCCCAGACAUGGAUACUUCUGGUCAAUGAAGAUUUGGUCCUGAGCAUGAGUCCCAACGAGCUCGGUCAUAUUGGAUGGGAGUAUGUUUCACUGGAAAAGGCAAAAGCGGGUGGUACAAUGUCCCAGAUCCGAUUGAUCGAUUUCGAAGGGAAACAGUAUUUUCUACCGAAACGUAGCUGCCAAACAUGGUUGGAAUUCAUCAGCAUGAUAAGCACGGUGGAGGAAGGCAACCAAAUUCUCAUCUCCUUCAUGGAUGAUUCUUGGAGCGACAAGUACGAGCUACGGCUUGACAAUGAGCUGAUCUCAAAAGAGACCUGGUCGGACGCUGUGCUCCAGGAUGGAAAUGAUACCACGAUUUACAUUGUGGAGAAACUUCUGCGGCCUUUGGCCCAUGACGGAGACCACACUAUGCUCGAUCAGCAAACCAUGGUCUUUUCUUCAACUAUUAACACAGCUUCCACAGACCACAUGCUGAGAAGAAGAUCAUCUGUGUACUCUUCCUCCAAUAAAACACGCGACGACGUUCUCAUUCGACAUCCGACAUCUAUCAACAAUCGACACAGAGACGACGGCGACUCAAUACACCAAUACUGCACCGAUCCCGUAAAAAGACAUGCUUGGCAAAGCGACAAGAAACCAAUUCGUUUGAAGGAUGUGAAUGGUUUCGAACUGAGUAUUCCCUGGCGCGUUGGCGGGACCUGGCGGAAAAUGCAAUCCGUAAUUGGUACAAAAAUGCACCAGAGCUAUGAGUCUCAGCAUGCCUAUACUAACGGGAACUACAUCUUGAAUGGUCCUGAUGGACCAAUCACGCCCGCAGACUGGGAUGAAAAAAUCCGUCCUGGCUGCACAGUUGAGCUCAAAAUUACGGGACCUGAGACCACAGCAUUAAGCCCGAGGCCUCGCUCUCGCCAUAGGAACUCAAGCCCGGUCCCCCGUGACGAGAACUCCGUGAGUACUGCAGACCAGCCAUUUUCAUUCACGCCAAUGCCUCUGGAAAGAAUCGACACAUCCCGUCAGAUAGAGUACCCUACUUCUUCAGAUUGCGCCUUGUCCCGGGAUGAAGACUCUAAGACCCCUCGCGAGUCCAACGAAUCUGUUAGCGUUCAUGAUACUGAGAACGUUGAGGGUGGGCCUAAUUUGACUAUGAGAAUGCAGCCUGAGCCCGCGUCGCAGAUGCCUCUAGUUCUUUGGAGGAAUUAUCCUCUCAAUUCGGAUAUGAGAAUUCAUACAGCAAAUGGCGAACAACUUGGCGGAGUCCCGAGGCUAUCCCGAAGAUCCACUGGCACUCAGAGCUUCGUUGAAGAUUUCGAUGAGGAUACUGUUGAGGAAAGUAUUCCAACCGAAAAAGACUCCACUGUAGACUCUGCGGAUCCUUUGCCCCCUGUGGGAAGAACCUGUGGUGAUUUUCGGAACUCGUCUUCAACGACGAGCUCGGGUGAUUGCUCGUCGGGCUCAACCAAGUCUAUCAAGCGAGACUCAUCAUCGGGACUAGCAAGUCCAGAGGAGCCGGCAGCUGACGCACAGCCGGAUACUGAUAAAGAAACAACACCAAUGUGUCCGAUCUUUGCCUGGAAGGUUGCAGCCAGCGAUGAUCUACCACCUACCCUGAUGGAGACAAGUGAGUUAAAAUUUGGGUAUAAAGAUGCGGAUGGGACUAUUCGCGCGAUAUUGGAAGAACGAGAGGCAGAGGCAACAUUGUAUCUGCUCAAACACGAGCGAGAAAAGGACUUUUUUGACUCACUUCCAGAGUGUUCAAGGAGAGAAGUCAUUGCAGAAAUGAAAGUUGUUGGCACUUCUCUGGACCGGUCUUCGGCAAUUGAAAGGUCUGCCAGGAAAAAGUCCACGCGGAAAAAGCUAACGGUGAUCACCAACGCGAUUGAGAUUCUGGACGCGUUCGUGCCUGAGCAGUAUCAAAACCUCCUUCAAUAUUGGUUGAUCAAGAAAUUCUACGGCGCAUUGCUAGGCAUGAUUUCCAACUACUACAACGAUGCCUACCUCGACAAAAUUGGCGCUCAUACAUUCUCUUUUCUUAAAUCCAUCAGGCAAAUUCACGCUCGGGCCUCACGCGCUGGUGAUGAGCAAUCCCAGAUUUUCUACCUUCCCAAGGCCUUGUCAGGUGUCAGACGAGUUCUCACAAGAAUGGAGUCUUCUCCAGCGCCGCGCGAAAAAAUCCUCAAAUCUCUUCAAACAGCCGAAUUCCAGCUCAUUUCCAUGAUCCAUGCUGGCGACUUCAGCGAAGCGAAAGUCUUUCGACCUGUUAACGCCCAGGGCAUCGUGACCAUGGUAACGGAGCGCCUGGUGCGAAUACCGAAUGAGAAUCCGAACGGGAUAUCCUCGUCAGAUGGGUUCAAUCUCCUGCAAAUCUAUCGACAGUAUAUCUUGGGCUUGGAACUACAAGCUCGCACAUCUCCGAACGCUGAAAUAUUUGACGAAAUACAACGACUCCGAGAAGAGCUGGAUAUUGUCCACACCGUACUGGACCAGCAGCUGGAGGUUCUUCACAGGCUUCGUACGGUGUGGACCAGUCUCAGACAUUCCAAUCACCAAAACACUCUGCAAAGCAUCCGCCAAAGCCGCAGGCUGAUCAAACAAAUGAAACGUGAUUUGGAUGAGCUUGAGGUUAUGGCCGACAAGACGUCCAUGCUGCUGCGGUCCAUGAUCGAAGUACGCAAAGAGUCGAAUAGCAAAGCAAUCACCAUAUUCACGAUUGUGACGGUCAUCUUUCUCCCUCUGUCGUUUGUGACCUCCUACCUCGGCAUGAAUAGCGUUGACAUCCGAGAUGGCACCUUCAACCAGAGCUUGUUCUGGAUUGCAGAGCCUGAGAAGAUGGUGGCCCCGUCGAAGGCUGCGGGGAUCUCUGCGGAUGAUUGCAUUUUGGUUCUACAGAGCCGUGACCACGGUGACCAGUGGUUCCGCACCGAGUCGGACAACAAGGGAAACUACUAUAAUGUAAAUAAAGCCAUUGCUCAUGUGAUGAUUCUCGGGAGACACUAUGCUUGUAGUUACCGGAAAACCAGAACAGUGCCAUAUCUGUAA
Molecule: messenger RNA, 4359 nt
Organism: Penicillium riverlandense
Lineage: Eukaryota; Fungi; Ascomycota; Eurotiomycetes; Eurotiales; Aspergillaceae
Product: Mg2+ transporter protein CorA-like/Zinc transport protein ZntB
Exons: 13
Coding region: 1-4359 (1452 amino acids)
Biological process (GO): metal ion transport; transmembrane transport
Cellular component (GO): membrane
Molecular function (GO): metal ion transmembrane transporter activity
Source: RefSeq, a predicted model, not a curated record